This is a messenger RNA of Ictalurus punctatus (channel catfish), 381 nucleotides long. It is a transcript of the gene rps21, whose product is annotated as ribosomal protein S21. Bases 136 to 381 code for a protein of 81 amino acids. The record is from RefSeq and is a predicted model, not a curated record. The transcript has 5 exons. Gene Ontology annotation, biological process: endonucleolytic cleavage to generate mature 3'-end of SSU-rRNA from (SSU-rRNA, 5.8S rRNA, LSU-rRNA); endonucleolytic cleavage in ITS1 to separate SSU-rRNA from 5.8S rRNA and LSU-rRNA from tricistronic rRNA transcript (SSU-rRNA, 5.8S rRNA, LSU-rRNA); translation. NCBI's taxonomy places the organism in Eukaryota, Metazoa, Chordata, Actinopteri, Siluriformes, Ictaluridae. Gene Ontology annotation, cellular component: ribosome; cytosolic small ribosomal subunit. Gene Ontology annotation, molecular function: structural constituent of ribosome.
AGACUACGACUGGAAAUACGCUUCACUUCCGAUCUACCCAACGUCACUUCCUGAGACUGCUGCUUUCUUCCUUUUCUGUCAGCCAUUGGUGAUCUGCGGUCUAGAAAGCCUUAACGGCCAUUAAAAAUCUACACCAUGCAAAACGACGCUGGAGAAUUCGUGGACCUGUACGUGCCUCGUAAAUGCUCUGCUAGCAACAGAAUUAUUGGUGCAAAGGACCAUGCCUCCAUCCAGAUCAACAUUGCUGAGGUUGACAAGGUAACAGGCAGGUUCAAUGGCCAGUUCAAGACCUAUGCCAUCUGUGGUGCUAUUCGCAGAAUGGGGGAGGCUGAUGACUCUCUCCUGAGACUGGCAAAGAACGACUCCAUUGUGUCAAAGUAA